Sciurus carolinensis (gray squirrel) is the source of this 2997-nucleotide messenger RNA. RefSeq names its product GLIS family zinc finger 1 (gene Glis1). NCBI's taxonomy places the organism in Eukaryota, Metazoa, Chordata, Mammalia, Rodentia, Sciuridae. Gene Ontology annotation, molecular function: RNA polymerase II cis-regulatory region sequence-specific DNA binding; DNA-binding transcription factor activity, RNA polymerase II-specific. The transcript is spliced from 11 exons. Bases 140 to 2719 code for a protein of 859 amino acids. Gene Ontology annotation, cellular component: nucleus. The record is from RefSeq and is a predicted model, not a curated record. Gene Ontology annotation, biological process: regulation of transcription by RNA polymerase II.
GGGCUCCACAGGAAUUCGCGGAUGACUGUGGCGGUCCCCAAGUUUGGGAUCGUGAGAGCCCCUGCUGCGCGGACUAAGAGGCUUGUGCCUGGCAUCAGGAGCCUGGGCGACCACCAGCCGUGCGCCACGUCCCGGAGCCAUGCAUUGCGAGGUGGCAGAGGCACUUUCGGACAAGAGGCCCAAGGAGGCCCCCGGUGUGCCCGGCCCAGGCCGCGGGCCCGCUGCCCUCGGCGCGCACAUGGCCUUCAGGGUCACGAUGAGUAGUGGUGGCUGCGGUGAUGGAGGCCCGCGGGACCUGUUACCUCGGCCGCCUGUGCCACCCCAGCGCACCCACGACCUCCUCAGGCCCCGGAGUCCCCGAGACUACAGCUCGUCCAAGGCCACCGCAGCUGGGAAGGUGAAUGGGAGCUAUGGUCACUGCACCCCCGGCUCGGAGAAGGGUCUGCUGGAUCUGGAUCUUGCUGAGGGCCCCAGCCCCACCUGCCACCAGGGCCUGUUUCUCCCUGCAGGAACCCCGCCACCCCGGGGCCACCCCCCAGCCUGUGAGAGGCUGCUGCAUUUCCCCCACCCUAACAGGUCGCCCAGGCCCCAGGCCACAUAUGUGAAUGGCGGCCUCCCAGCCACACAACACAUCAAGCAGGAAUCCCUGCCCGAUUACCAGGCCAUGGUCGAAGCCCGCACAACCCUGUUGACUCACUGCCGGGCCCCGCCAGCCACCGGCCUGCACACAGAUUUGGACCUCCCCAGCCGAGGCCUCGCCAACCCUGCACCUUCCUGCUACCUUCUGGGCAGUGAGCCCAGCUCUGGCCUGGGCCUCCAGCCCGAGGCCCACCUUCCCGAGGGCAGCCUGAAGCGCUGCUGCCUCUUGGGCCUGCCCCCCACCUCCUCAGCCUCCUCCUCUCCCUGCACCUCUUCUGACGUCACUCCCAUCAUCCGCUCCUCCCAGACAGCUCUAGUCACCUGUGUAAAUGGACUCCGGAGCCCACCUCUGUCAGGAGACCUGGGGGGCCCUCCCAAGCGGGCCCGGCCGGGCCCUGUGUCCUCUGAGAACAAUGAGGGCACCUUGCAACUUGAAGCCUGCCGGAAGACGGGCUUUCUGAAGCAGGAGCCUGCGGAUGAGUUCUCAGAACUCUUUGGGCCUCACCAGCAGGGCCUGCCGCCCCCCUACCCUUUGCCUCAGUUGCCAGCUGGCCCUGGCCUGGCAGGGCUGGGGCUGGGCCUGGCCAGCAGGAUGGUGGCUGGGCGGCAGGCGUGCCGCUGGGUGGACUGCUGUGCAGCCUAUGAGCAGCAGGAGGAGCUGGUGCGGCAUAUUGAGAAGAGCCACAUAGACCAGCGCAAGGGUGAAGACUUCACCUGCUUCUGGGCUGGCUGCGUGCGCCGCUACAAGCCCUUCAACGCCCGCUACAAGCUGCUCAUCCACAUGAGGGUGCACUCUGGUGAGAAGCCCAACAAGUGCAUGUUUGAAGGCUGCAGCAAAGCCUUCUCACGCCUGGAGAACCUCAAGAUCCACCUGAGGAGCCACACAGGCGAGAAGCCGUACCUGUGCCAGCACCCAGGCUGUCAGAAGGCGUUCAGCAACUCCAGCGACCGCGCCAAGCACCAGCGCACCCACCUUGACACGAAGCCAUAUGCCUGUCAGAUCCCUGGCUGCUCCAAGCGCUACACGGACCCCAGCUCCCUCCGCAAGCACGUGAAGGCCCACUCAGCCAAAGAGCAGCAGGUGCGGAAGAAGCUGCACGCAGGCCCUGAUGCAGAGGCCGACGUCCUGAGUGAGUGUCUGGCCCUGCAGCAGCUUCACGCAUCCACACAGCUGGCUGCCAGUGACGGGAAGGGCCGUCGAGCCCUGGGCCAGGAGCUGCUCCCAGGUGUGUAUCCUGGCUCUGUUGCCCCUCAUAAUGGGCUUGUUCCAGGCAUCCUGCCCCCGACGCAUGAUGUCCCUUCCAGGCACCACCCACUGGACGUCACCCCCAGUUCCCACCACCACCUGUCCCCUCUGCCCACGGCAGACAGCACCAGGGACGGGUUGGGGCCCGGCCUCCUCUCGCCCAUGGUCAGCCCCCUGAAGGGGCUCGGGCCACCCCCACUGCCACCAUCCUCCCAGAGCCAGUCCCCGGGUGGCCAGGCCUUCUCCACGCUCCCCAGCAAGCCGUCCUACCCACCCUUCCAGAGCCCUCCACCCCCGGCCCUGCCCAGCCCACAAGGCUACCAGGGCAGUUUCCACUCCAUCCAGAAUUGCUUCCCCUAUGGCGACUGCUACCAGACCACAGAGCCCGCAGCCAGUGGGGAUGGACUGGCCAGGGAGGCCCACAGUUUUAACCCCCUGCGGCCCAACGGCUACUCCAGCCUCAGUGCACCUUUACCUGCCUCAGCACAACACUGGGGGACGGACCACCCCACGCCAGCCGGGCCUGGGCUCCCUGGGACUGCGAGGCUAGGACUCCUCCCAGGCCCCUCCCCAGCCACCAGCUGCCCCACCUGGACAGGCUGCACGAGGAGACCUGCGAGGAGGCUUGCUGAACAGCUGCCGUCCUCCAGCUCUGACCCCUCCUGCCUGCCCACAGGCUAUGAGGCCCUGGCCGAGGCCCCAUGCCCCACGGCGCUGCCACUGCAGCCAUCGGAAGAGGUGGUGUCCAGCGGCCCCGAGGACUGCGGCUUCUUCCCUAAUGGGGCCUUCGACCACUGCCUGAGUCACAUCCCUUCCAUCUACACGGACACCUGAGGAAGGCCCCGUCCGCCGCUCCGCAGAUGCUGCUUCUUCCACCUGCCGUGGUCUGCCACCCUCCCUGCCCCGGGCCAGAGCAGCCAGGCGCCCACGCAGGUGCUGGGUGCUGCGGUGGCCCACCCAGUGCCACCCCUAGGGGUGCUGUCUGGGCUCAGAGGUGCCCACCAGGGACCAUGGCCCUGUGACGGUCCCUUGAUUGUGUCUUCCUGUUUCUCUCCCCUACAGUUUUGAAAUCACAGACCUCGUGUAUAUAAAUGUACAGAACUUCUUUUCCA